Messenger RNA from Salvia hispanica, 468 nucleotides. Lineage: Eukaryota; Viridiplantae; Streptophyta; Magnoliopsida; Lamiales; Lamiaceae. The record is from RefSeq and is a predicted model, not a curated record.
AUGGCGAGUAGUCGUGCGGGUGGUAGUGGCGGAGGCGCUAGUGAUAGUGAUGGCUUUAGUAAUGAUGAAUUGGAUCUCGCUGUGCAAGCGGCGAUUGAUCGACGGAUCCCGGCAGAGGCGGCGGCCGUGCCUCGGCCAAUCCAUCGCCGACGGCAUGUACCCCGGGACCACAUUGCUGCACAUCACCGGUUGUAUGCGGACUACUUUGCUCCAGAGCCGCGCUUUCGCUUUAUUCCGUCGACGUUUAGGAUGCAUCGUCCUCUGUUUAUGCAUAUCGUUGGUGCAUUAGAGAGAAGGUACGAGUUUUUCGGAAUCGGGAGGAUGCGGGUCGGCAAACCCGACACACGCCAAUACGUAUGUACGGCCGCAAUCGUAACCGGCGUACAGAGGCCGGCCGACAUGUUCGACGAGUACCUCCACAUUGGAGUCUUCACCAUCGAGUGUCGGUGGAGUUUUGCGCGGCGUUAG